CUGCGGCUCGCUCCCUAAGGCUUCAGUUCACUUCAGGAUGAGUCGGCCAUGUGGCACCCUGAGCCGGGAUUAACAAGCAGAGAGCAGUUUGUCCUAGCAGCCGCUCGCCGAAGCCUGCCCUGCAAAACACCAGCAACACUCAUAUCCUCUCCAGGAGUCUGAAAUGCUCAUGGAAGUAGGCUACAGUAACGGGCUGGAUCCUGACCUUUCCCAGCAGUAUCCUCCACCCUUACUGCCAAAACCAGGAAAGGACAAUGCAAGGCUUCAGAAACUCAAAAAGAAGCGGGCCAAGAAAAAGGGCAGCCUCUCUCAAACGCCUGUCCCAUUUCGCUCCUGUUUGUCUCCUGUCAACGAAGCAAGCACAGACCUCGAGCACAGUGAUCAAUCCAGCCCACCAAAGACACCCGAUUCAGCCUACGUUGCAGACUCUUCAGUAUCCAGUCUCCCGUUUGGCUCCCUCUAUGAUCACUCUACAUCUGCAUUCCCUCAUCCGCAGAGAAGUCCCUACAACAAAACCGGCAGCUUCCCCACCCAGUCCUACAUAGCUCAGACCACGACUUCUGAAGAGCAGGUGGCUCCUCUGUACGAGUGCUCUUCUUUUUUAUUCGAUGACAUGACUCCUUUCAUGAUGCCACCUUGCAUGGCUUCACCACCCAAAUCAUCACCUGAGCAGGUUCCAGUACAACCUCUUCCUUCUGCUUUCAAUUUAAACACGACACCAAAUUCCCAUGGGUCAGUCACAACAGUCCCUCCAGUCGUUGUAUCGCAAUCCAGCACUAAAAUAUCAACUCACAGCCUGACCCUAUCCCCAGCUGCCCUCAACGGUGGCCCAGGCCCAGCACCUUCUCAAGUUGCAGACCUACCUCCUAUUCCACUGCUGCUAUCAGUUACAAACACUCAGACACAACCUUUUAUUUCCAGCCAGAGGGAGACAAACACCAGUCCAAAGGGUAAUCUUCAGAGCCAGGCAUCGUCUUGGACUGCCAAACCUACCAGUAAUGGCAACUUUGUUACAAGUCAGAUGUCACCAGAGAUAACCGCCUCAAAGAUAUCACUUGUUGAAGCAGUGAACGAGACAAGGCCUGAUAAUGCACAAACCAGGAUUUACACAUCAAAGGCAACAUUUUAUGAAAUCUCUAAGCCUCCCUCCAUCCAGGACCUCACAGUGAUAAACCCAACCUACCAGGGAGCAUUGGUAUCUGCCGUGUACAGGGAUAAAACAAGUGUGUCAGUGGUGAAAAGUGAUCAGAAACUGUCUGUGUCCAGAUCCCAAUGUGGAAGACCUAAGACUCCCUCUUGCACACCAGCUCGUGUAUCGACACCCUUUUUCGAAAUAUCCAAACCUAACCCACUUUUAUUUGCUGCAAGUUCUGCUUUAAGCUCCCCUCAAGAUUUACAAACUACUGCAAUUCUCAACGAGGCUCCAAGACAAAAAUCAAUUGUUCAAACUAGUGGUAUAGGUAGACCUCCAGCUGCCACAGAAGACUUGAAGGUGACUGAUGUAAAUCACAUUUCAUCAAUCAAACAAACCUGCAAUAACCUGCGACCUGAGAAUUUGGCAUCAAGUAUGACUGCACCUGACUCUGUUGUGAUUAGACCAAUACCAAUACACUCAAUUCAAAAUACACAAAGGAGUACAAUCAAUAGUGACCCGCAACCUGAGAAUUUGGCAUCAAAUAUGAAAACACCUGACCGUGCUGUGAUUACACCAACACCAAUCCAACCAGUUAUCCCAAAACUACAAACAGAACACAUUUUUGAAAGUGAAGCUUCAGCCCUACCAAAGGUCCCAACAUUUUUCUCCACUGUACCAAAGACUUCAAAUCUCAACCCUUCGGCAGUAAUUUCCAUGCAAGCACCACCAACGCCCCAGUCAUCCAUUUAUCAUCCUCCUGUGGUCGAGGCUCGCAAAUCUUUAACAUCACUAUUGGAGACUCAAAUGUCAUUUGCGACCUCAAAGCCCAAAUCACGAUCAAUGUAUUAUGGGCUUACUCCAGCUGAGUAUGUUGCCUAUGGUGGGAUUAGGACUAUUGCAUCAAAUCAAAGCCCUGUACCCCCCAAGGUUCAUGAAACCUCUUCAAACAAAACACAGUCAGAUGUAGCUGUAGAUGCAUCACAUGUCUCAAAGUCUGAAGCAACAAAACAUCUCAAUGGACACCAAGAUCUUCCCUCUUCAAUGGAGGUUUCUGCUGCUCAUAUUUCACAACCUGUGUCAACUCCAAGGGAUUCUGAAGAGAUUGUCACAUGUAGCAAAGAUGUGUUUGAGGAAAGUCAGUCGGAAGCUCACAGUAUUGGAAUACAAUCAGUAAAAACUUCUAGCAUGGACACAAUAAAACCUGAGCUUCCCCUUGGCUUGGCACAGAAAACAAUGCAACAAUCCACAAGUGAUGUAUCCACAGCAAAAGCCUCGUACACUGAGGCUCCAAUACCAAUGCCUAAAGCAGGUGAGGUACACACACAAAGUGCGGCACUAUUUUCUAUAGAGGCAGCACAAAAUACGACUACAUGCCUAACUGACAGCAAUGGUCUGUCAAGCUCUUCCCCACCUUUAGUAAAAGUAGAUUCAAAUGCAGAAACACAGCACAGCACAAAAGUUAUAGGUAUCACAGAGAAAGGUGUCGAUCCUGAGAAAACACCUAAAAAAGGAAAAAACAAGUCAGAACAAAUAGAAAUAGUGCCAGUCCAGUCUGAUGCAGUCAGUCCACCAACAGCUAAUGGUUUCAUUGUCCAACCAACUGUCAGGCCUGUUAAAGACCUAGCUAACUAUAAAAACUUGGCUGUUCAAUCUCCUGCCAUAGAGUUAGAGCCUAAAUUUCCAGGGGGUCCCAUCAUAAAUGGUGCAUUCAUAUUAGGAAAACAACAAGGCACCAAACGGGUUUCAACACCACUGCCCAGUAAAGUGAUUACUGAUGCUGUUUUACAAAAACAAAGGCAAGAGGUUAAUCAGCUUAUCAAAGCGAACAGUGAGUUUAUGCUACCCAAUAAAACAAAUAUGGGUAACAUUUUUCCUUCUCUGGCUGCUUAUACAGAACAUGUUCCUAACAAAACAAACACUGAGCCCCAAUUCUCAAAUAUAUUCUCUCAAGAAUCAAUUAUUGGUACCUCAGGAUCCAUUUUGCCACAUGAGCCUGUCACAGCAUCUGUAUGUUCUGCACAUCAUAGUAUCUGCACAAUAUCUACAGCCAUCCAAGGCACAAACAUCACCCAACAGCUCAGUGCAGAAAUGUAUAAAACGAGUAAACCAGUAGAAAACAAUCUAUCUUCUAAAGUACCAAGUGUACCAAAUACACUUACGUUUAAUACAAAUUUGGCAAAACCUACCACAGAAACCAAAUUACCUGAUCUAGCUGUCAAUGCAACCCAAUCACCCAGCUAUUCAGAUAUUAAAAUUCCUUUAGCUAUGACCUCCAGCAUGCCAACAAAAGAGUCCCCAAAACCAACCAAAGCUAGUGAAAAUGUAAUGAAGACACAUCAUAGCAUAGGAUCCAGUGGUCAAGUCGUUCAAGUAGCAAGUUUCUACACAAAUUCAAGCAGCGCUACAGUAGAGACCACACAAGCAACUCAACCCAGUUUUAACAUACCUGCAAAAGACACAGUACUGUCUAACCAAGUUAAUACAGAAACAAAAAUCCCCACUUAUUAUACUGACAAAGUCAGCAACUCAAUAGUAGACACUGUAUUAAAUCCACAAUCCGCCAAUGGGAGAUUAGGUUUAUUGACUGGUAUAACACCAACAGAGCAUCCUCCGAUUAUAUCUGGUACAGCAGAAAACAUUCAAACAAAAUGUGCUUUUGAAACAAGACCAGCUUCUAAUCCCACAAAAGGAAACAUAGUAAUGAACACACCUAGCAGUGAAACCAAACUGUCCAACAAUCUGUCUGCAGGAUUGCUAACUGCAAGCAAGUCCUUGACAGAUGUGGUUUCACCUGGACAACCUGGAGGUGUAGUAGCUGUUCAACAUGGUUUUGAAACUGCUCAAUCAAACAAAUUUAAUUUGGGCAACAAUGUUCAAGGUAUUCCUGUUGCUGACACCAAGGUACCAGAAGCCAUUUUGUCUAUGAUGGCAGACCCAACAGUUAGCAUUAAACCAUCAUUUAAUACUGUGCAGGUUAAUAAAAGUACUAUGCCAUCAAGCCCUCAUGAGACCAUCAUGAGGCAUCUCCCACCAAAAAGCCCUCGGCUGAGAUCAGACAGAUCUGAGAGCCAGUCUGCAAUGCAGCCAUCCACUGAUGCAAAAACUGCUUGUACUUCUGGUGCUCAAACAAGAAUUUCCACAAACUCAAAACCACCAGUUGCCAACAUUCUUCCUGAGCCCAGAUCAUCCGCACCACAAAUUACUGAUAAAACGACUGCGAUAAAAGAGCAAUUCCCUUUCAUUCAGCCAAUUAUAGUCAAUAAAUCUUCACCGAGUCCUCCUAUGAGAACUAAAAAUUAUGUAACAUCUAAGACUGGCACAACAACUUCCUCCUCUUCUGGUUAUGCCAUGGCUAAUGUAUCUAGUACGAGUGUAGAACACCAAGCAAUUGCAAGUCAAUUCAUGUCUGGAGAUAAUGCUCAAACUGGAGUGAAACAGUUUAGGCAAUCUGUCACUGAAACAAAGACAUCUAUAGGAAUUAGUAUUAACACUGUAAAUGCUCAAACUGUCUCACACACUCAAAUAAAUAAUCACACUGCUACAAAUAUUUACCCUCUUGCUGAAGACACCAGAGACGCUAUAGCCUCACUUAGCCCUCCUAUAGUAAGAGCCUCCUCUCUACCAGAGCCAAGAGUAUGUGAUGCACCAAUUCGAACCUGUACUCCAACCUUGCCCCAGUCCUCUCAAACUCCCUUGUCUUUGAACCAUACAACAGAAACGAAACCCUCGCCAGUCAUUAUGAAAGAGCAGAUGAAACCUCCCAUUGUUCCUAUUCGAAAUAAAACUCCUACUAGCACAAUUCAAUCCUCUGUUAAGACAAUCAAAGAGAAUAUCUCAAAACCAGAAAUUAAACCAGUCCCAGCUAAGGACACUCCAGUCCUGACAAACAGUUCUGAGGAAAAAUUACAUUCCCAAACUCACAAGAUAAAAACAAAUGUAGUAACAAAUUCUAGUAAGGAAGGAAUACUCUCCCCACUGAACACUGAAAGUAGCCCUCUCAUUAUUUCUCCUGAACCUGUUUUACCCAGUAAUCUUACUCUAAAAGCACAACUUCCCAUUAAGCAGUUAGACCCAAGACCUUCCUCUGUCAGUGUAGAAACAAAACCCUCAGUCGUAAAAGAUGAUUUAUCUCCUCCUGAUCCGGUCCAGAUUAGCUCACACACCAGUAAUGUUCAGCCUUCGACAGAGCUGCCACUAGAGAACAUUUCCCCUGCAAAGCCAACAACAGAUACAGUCAUGAAACCAUCCAUAGUUAAAGCCGCUGUGAUUGACUCUGCCACUCCUGCCUCUUUGCCUCAGGCUUCAGUCUCAGUCAAAGCUCCAUCCCCAAACAGAGGAACAUCACCGCCAUCUCAGCAAAAAACUGGACUCAAAGACAACAGGACCAAAGCUACAGCAGCACCGAAGGAAGCCCUGGCUGUCGAACCCUCCACGAAGUCAGCGACAUCAACUGCAUCUUCAACUGACGAGAAAGCAGCUAAAACAGAGGCACCCCCUUCAUCUGCUGAGCCCAAAGCAGCCCAGAAGCCCAAAGGCCUCAAGGGUAAGCUCAGUGGAUGGACACGGCUCAAGAAACACAUGGUUGUUGAGCCAGAGGAACCUCAGUUUCCACAGCUGGAAUCAAAAUCUCAGGUCAAUUCCAGUGGCAGCGAAACAGAUCAAGGUGGUAGUGAUAAAUUGUCAGCAGACCAAUGUGCCAGUCAGGAAGUGGCUAUGAACAAAGAAGGUCCCAAGGCACUGAAGAUGUGGGAUGCCCUCCUCUUCCAGAUGUUCUCUACCAAAGACCGAAUCAUACAACAGAUCAAUGCCAACAAGAAAGAUUCAGACGACAAAAAGGCAUCUAAAGACAAUCAAGCAGAGGUUCCUUCUUUUGUUAAUCGCUUGCCAAUUUUGUUGUACAGUCCCCGUUUUGAUGCCAGGAAGCUUAAAGAGGCAGCAGAGAAGCCACUCUCGAAAAUUGCAGCCGUAUUCGAAAGGGGACUGAUAAAACGCAAAUGUCAGAAGGAGGAACAAAAGGACUUCAACACGAAAGCCAGAGGAUUUGGUUCAACAAAAAAUACAGAUAUGUGAUUCGGACUGAUGCAAAAGUAUGUUUGAGUUUGAUAAGUAACGUGUGCUGUUUCUCUGGGGUGCAGUGAGGAGGUAAAUUAUUUUUGAGGUAUCAUUGAUCAACUACCUGAGUCAUUAUUGGAAUUAAAACCAUGCCAAAAAUUUUAAGUUUAGAAAGCAAAAAAUAGAAAAAGAAGAAACUUCAAACUUUUGUCAUUUGAUGGUGUAGUGUUGAAUGCAUGUACUGUAGAUACUUUGAUAGAUAAAAGAUUGUUUCACUUGUCAUGCUCUAUUUUUUUCUAUUUUUUUAAUUAAAGGCUUUUAGUGUACACCGCUGUUAGGCAGUUUUUAAUCUCUGUGAUAAAUAGGGCUUUUACAUUCCUGGAAUAACAGGGCAGAUGGAUUUUGAAAGAAGGAAAACAUAGUGAGUUACUGAAGGGUAAAAGGUCCAGUCGGAACGGAUCUAGGUUUCUGCAAGUCAGUUAUGGAUGGAAAUGAAGAGGCAGAUGUCCGAGGGCAGGAAAUUACAACCACACAGACACAAUGUGAACAAAAAAUGGGGCUGAACAAUGUGAACAAAAAAUAUCCUAAGACUUAACUUCUGAUGCCAAUAAAUGAUUGUUUAGUAUCUGCUUAGGCUUAGAGGUAAUGUCUCGUGGUUUCUAGUGAUUCUUGGGAUGGCAACGUUGGGUCAGUUGGUCCACUGCUGUUGUUACAUUUUGUACAAACAUUCAUAGUCCCCAGAGGAUGAAACUUGCUGACUUUGGUGAUCCCUUGACUUUUCAUCUAGCGCCAUGAACAGGUCAAGGUUUCAGUUUGUGUUUGGUGCUAUCAAACGUUAGUAUGCUAACACAGGAGACUACAAUGGUGAACGUGGUCAACUUUAAACCUCAGACUGUAUUCUCAAAGUGAGGGAAAAUUGACAUUAUAACCGCUUUUUGCUGUGAUAUGAGAUCGUAAUAUCUUGCAUUGCUCAGCCCCAACACAUCAUAUUUAAAUCGCCAAAUCGCCGGUGUUUACUGUUCGCAAACUGUUCACUUUUCAUCUAACAUCAUCAGUGAUAUAAUUAAAAAUAUUUCCAGGUAGGAUGGUGGGUAAUAAUUUUCUGCCUUGUGGUGGAUCGUCCAGGACUGAUGUCUGAUUUGAGAUUGUAACUAGGACGUAGUAGAAGUGAGUGCCAUUAAGUGAUCAUGAUGACGAGGAUGAUGAGGCCUGCUGUAGUAAGACAGACUAAAGGUAGCUUGAUAGCUGGGGAAAGAGGACAGAUAGAUGAGCGUGACGUUUCACAGCUUUGGAGGAUUCUGCUGCUGCCGUAGCAGAUGUUAGCAUGUUGUUGUUUUUUCCCUAUAUUGGAUUAUUUGCUUUUCUCCAUCAUGAUGUGGAUUUUAUUUGAAGUAAGGAGGGCUUUUCCCGUGUAAGCUAACCACAGUCCCAUUUAGGAAACUGGUGCUUGAACUAUAACAUGUUUUUGUUUACUGUGUGAUUCUCAAUAAUGCAUAAAGUUGGAUGUGAAACUUG
Larimichthys crocea (large yellow croaker) is the source of this 7702-nucleotide messenger RNA. RefSeq names its product zinc finger protein jing homolog. NCBI's taxonomy places the organism in Eukaryota, Metazoa, Chordata, Actinopteri, Sciaenidae. The coding region runs from base 164 to 6205 and encodes 2013 amino acids. The record is from RefSeq and is a predicted model, not a curated record. The transcript has 3 exons.